Messenger RNA from Vicia faba (fava bean), 636 nucleotides. Lineage: Eukaryota; Viridiplantae; Streptophyta; Magnoliopsida; Fabales; Fabaceae. The record is from the annotation of a GenBank genome assembly.
AUGGCGAUGGAUGCAUCCGAAGAUCGCACGAAUUUUGAAGACGACUACUCACCUUCAUCAACCGUUUUCAAAUUCGACCGCCCAAUCCCCUUACUUCGAGGACCGAUACCGGCAAGUCCUUCCGACGAUGCAUCCGCGGGUCCUUACGUUCUUGCCUUCCGAGACUCACAAGCUUGGGCCUCUUCAUUCGUAGCUUGCGAGCGUAAAAUCAUUCAGCAAUGUGAGAAAGGGGCGAGGAUCGGUUGCGCCAUCCAUGCUUCCAGCAAGUGCAAGGCUCCUUGGUGGAAGGCUUUGUCUGGUCCCAAAUUAUCUGAUUUGAAGGAACGAGAGAUUUGUGAAGUGCACGAGAUGGAGGAGUGUUUUAGGGUGGCGAAAGAGAAGUGUUUUGGGUUGGCUAGGGAGAAAUGUUUGGUUCCUUUUAGGGAUGCGAGGGUUAAGGUUGGGAAAGGGGGUUUGAGUUUGAAGGAAGGUGUGAAGUUGAUUGGAUGGGCUUCGAUGCCGGUAAAUAAAAUGAGUUCUAAGUGUUUGAUUGGUGGUGAAUUUGGUGUGACUAAUCGAAGGGCUAGUGAAUUAUUGAGUUCUGAUGAUUGCGUGAAACAAAUUUUGGAUGAGAGACAACAUGGAACCGAAAAUUAA